Mya arenaria is the source of this 2986-nucleotide messenger RNA. RefSeq lists its product as uncharacterized. Bases 121 to 837 code for a protein of 238 amino acids. Gene Ontology annotation, cellular component: acetylcholine-gated channel complex. The transcript has 7 exons. NCBI's taxonomy places the organism in Eukaryota, Metazoa, Mollusca, Bivalvia, Myida, Myidae. The record is from RefSeq and is a predicted model, not a curated record.
UUGCAAAGUUGCUGAGGCUGAUACUCGGGUAAAGAUUAUACAUUUCAACUUAAAAAACAUGAUCGACUUCUGUCAACAAAGCAUCGCCAUUUUGAACCUUUCUAGCAGUUGAAGUUCAUCAUGAAGGCCUUACUGCUCUUGCUUGCCCUUGUAAGUCUUGGUGGAUGUGUGCUUGUGGAGUGGACAGCAGAUGAGUUCUUCAACCCUUUGGAGGAGCCAGAAAAGUGUGGCAGACAUGAGAGCAGUCCUUCAUACGUGUGCGACCCUAAUGGCAUAAUUACUGUUAGACAAGCCGACUUUUUGGACCACAUCCUGUUGAACAUGCAGAAUGAGACUGAUUGUCCCUGCUCUACAAACAACUGUGAAAGUCGAGCACACAGUAAAGGCUACAUCAUAGCUAUAGCCCUGGUCAAGAAACUUAAGAGACCUGACAAUGUCCCCGAUAAUGAGAUGGGCCGAAUGGGACUUGCACAAACAUUUGUGUAUGAUCUGCAGCGUAAACACUGGGUCUGGGGAAAGUGUGAUGAAGUGACCAUCAUCUUCUUCUCAAAGGAUGAUGGCAUUCUGAUGACAACCACGGGUGUAACCCCGGCACGAAAACUGACUGGAGAGGUUACCAAUUACAUACAGAAGGAGCUUGUGAGAUUCUUCCAGAAAGGCGGGAAUGUAGGACAGGGUCUCCACUACCUGACUAUCAACUACAGGCAUGUUUUAGACAACUACAAGUACUCCCCUGUGCUAUAUGCUGACACACCCAUCCAUAGCACUGCUGCCAUGGCGACCAUCUCCAUAGCAACCAGCAUCAUCACAACAUUACUCGCCAUUUACUUCUGCUAGAUCAAAACAUUGCAAUGUUGGUUUUUCAAAAAAUAGUUAUUGUGAUUUUCACAUGAAUUACCAAAUACUAUGAAUUUAAUUCAAGAUUAACUUUAAUGAGAUUUGAUAUGAACAUGCUUAUGCUAUGAAUUCAUAAAUUGUUUUGUAAGAAGCUUUUAAACCAGAAAAUCUAGUUGCAUUUACAUGUAGAUUUGUUAUGUGUAAAUACAUGUAUUGAUGGAUUCCAACCUUGAUUCAAAAAGUUUGAACUUUAUUUGUAAGUCACGGUUCCAUAUUGCCAAAAAUGUUGGGAUAUACUUGAAUUGUAAACAUUGUAUUGUUGAAUUUUUUGGGUUUUUUAUCAGGGUAUUUUGAACAUUUUAGUUUGCUACUUCUGUGAAACUUACACUUUAAAUAUCAACAAGAAGAUGCUACUUUUGUAUCUUUUAUUAUAUUUAUGCUUCAGCAAUAUUAGAAUCUCAGCAUGCAGUUUUGCUUAUUGAAGUUUUUGUACCCCAUACAAAAUAAGAUUACCCCUCCAAGCAUUGUCAGUUUUAGGUGGGGUUUCCAAAUAUUUCAAUGCCAUUUCCUAUUUGGGCUGCGUUCAGGGGUAUUUAUCACAUUCAGUGAUAGCUUGAGAUGUCCUCCAUGUGGUGACAAUGAAACUGUUUGUUUUCAUUUAGAGAUAUUUGAUAAAGAUUUGAACUGCUUACUUGAAACUGAAAUCUCAACCAGAAGAAAACCACCAUUGUAUUCAGUCUCUUAAGUGUCAGAAUACAAUGUAAUUGCCUCUUAUUUCGUCGUAUUUAAACAUCACAACAACAAUUGAUCACUUGAUUAAUAACAUGUUAUUUUGGUGGUUAGUUUUGGGAUUACAUGUACCUUGUUAUUGAUUGAGAUGCACUCUAGUGAGUAUUUGUACUUGUAAGUUAGGUACUUGAGCUAGCUGAAGUACUUAUUCGUGUUUCCACUUAUAUAAAGGAUUUCUAAGUACUUAAUGACGUUACUAGUAAAUGUUAAAUAAAGCACUUUACCUAUGUAUGAUUAUCAGUCUGUAUAAAAAAAUCACAAUAUUUCAACUAUUUAAAUUAUCAUUAAAUUUGGUUACAAAAAUAGUGUUCAAUAUUUCACUGACAUGGAAUAUAAAAUCUAAAUAGUUAAGAGUUAUUUUUUCUUGAGGUUAUAAAUGUAUUAACAUGCUACUUGUUGUAUAUUGUGUCCAUUUUAUGUAUACGGUAGAUUUCUAGAGCUGAAUUAUAUUUAUGAAAGAAAGAGAGUUGUAGGAGAUGAGAUUUUCAAGAAUGUAUGACUGUUUGCCUGUCAUAAAUGAAACAAUUAACCAUCAUGUUUUGUAGUUGCCAGUUUUUGUGCCAUUUAACUUUCUUGUUGUAAUACAGGUGUUCUUAUGUUGAGAUUGAGAGCUUUUUAACUUUAGACUAUUGUACAGUUAUUAAUGCUGAUUUUUUAAUGGGAUCUAAGCCCCUUUACACUGCUUUAAGCAUGAAUCCCUCAUACUGAAACAGACGCCCUGCUUUUUUCAGGUUUGACAAUUAUCGGCUGUUAGGACCCCUGGUUAUGCCUAGGUUUACCAGUAGAAAUGUACAUGUAUACAUAAAGCUGAACUUUUAAAGCUGAAUUUUUACCAUGCAUCAAAGCAUAGGGAUAAACUUUUUUAGCUCGUCUCUUUUAAAAAAUAAAUAAAAGAAUAUUGUCAUAGUCGUUGUGUCAUCAUCAUCAGCAUUAUGAUGCAAAAGCCUUUUCCAUAUUCAAUUGAACUUGGUGCAUAUGUUGCCAGGAACACUACGCACAUGUUUAGCACGACCCAUAACUCUAGCUGCGAUACUGUUGAGUUAUGGCAAAAAAGAUGAGCAUUGGUAUUUUCUCUGCAGCGCUCUUAAAUAAAAUAACUUUUUUUUAAGUUAAUUAAUGAUCAACCCUCAUAGAUCUUCUAUUAUUAUGAUGUGGAUUGUUUUAUUUAGAGUUUACCUAAGGGUUGAUUUCCCUAGUGUAUAUUGAUAUAAUGGUUUGUUUUUAUUUUACUUUUUUGCAUGGUAUACCGAUUAUUUAGUAUGUAGUUGUUUUGAUUGUUGUUUGUAUCUGUUGCUUUUUUAUUAUGCAAUAACCGUUUAUAGAAGCUUUAUACUUUUUAAUAAACGUUUUUAUUAAAACA